AUGUUGGACCUUAAUGAUUUUGUCACCGAGCGUGGUGGUGAUCCUAAGAAGAUCAAGGAGAGCCAGCGCAAGCGUUUCGCUCCCGAGGAAGUAGUGGACGAAGUCAUUGCACUGUAUGAGGAGGCCCGCAAAGCACGAUAUGCCGUGACCCAAGUCAGCUCCGAGCUCAAUGCUCUUAUGAAAUCGAUUGGUAUGAAGAGAAAGAACAAGGAAGACGCGAGCGACCUGAUCAGCCAAAAGGGAGACUUAGAAAAGAAGAAGAAAGAGGCGGAGGACUUAGCGCUCGGCAAGGAAGUUGAGCGAGACCGUAAGAUUCGCACUAUUGGAAACUUCGUGCAUGAGUCCGUCCCCGUGAGCAACAAUGAGGACGACAAUACCAUUAUCAAGACCUGGACUCCCGAAGAGGCUGCGAUGCAGAGGCCCAACUGUCUCUCUCACCACGAAGUCCUGACUCGCCUGGACGGUUACGACCCAGAACGUGGAGUGAAGAUCGUCGGUCACCGAGGAUAUUGCUUGACUGGUUACGGACUGUUUUUGAACCUUGCCCUCAUCAACUACGGAUUGGAGUUCCUUUUCAACAAGGGUUAUAAGCCCAACCAGCCCCCUCAAUUCAUGCUGAAGGAGCUUAUGGCCAAGACCGCCCAACUUGAGCAAUUCGACGAGGAGCUGUACAAAGUGACUGAGGGCGAGGACAAGUCCACAGACAAAUAUCUUAUUGCUACCUCCGAGCAGCCUCUGUCCGCGCUGCACGAUAGCGAGUGGUUGCAAGACAGUGACCUGCCCAUCAAAUAUGCCGGAUACAGCACUUGCUACCGUAAGGAAGCUGGAUCACACGGCAAGGAUGCGUGGGGUAUUUUCCGUGUCCACCAAUUCGAGAAGAUCGAACAAUUCGUUUUGACCAAGCCGGAGGACUCUUGGCAAGCGUUUGAAGAUAUGAUGGCUACCUCCGAGGAGUUCUAUAAGUCUUUGGGACUCCCUUACCAAAUCGUGGCCAUUGUGUCUGGUGCCCUGAACAACGCAGCAGCCAAGAAGUACGACCUGGAGGCUUGGUUCCCAUUCCAGCAGGAGUACAAGGAGCUUGUCUCCUGUUCCAAUUGCCUUGACUAUCAAUCUCGGGCUCUGGAGAUCCGCUACGGUGUCAAGAAGGCUACGGAUCUGAAGAAGACUUAUGUUCAUGCCCUGAAUGCCACCCUGUGUGCUACCGAGCGCACCUUGUGCUGUGUUCUGGAGAACUAUCAGCGCGAAGACGGUAUCGAAGUUCCCGAGGUUCUCCGCAAAUACAUUCCCGGUAACCCCGAGUUCCUCCCAUACGUCAAGGAGCUUCCCAAGGAUACAACUUCCCAGCGCGCCAAGGGGAAGCAGGGCAAGGGAGCUGCUGAGGCGACCAAGAAGAUGGAGGAUCUCAAAGUCUAA
Molecule: messenger RNA, 1413 nt
Organism: Penicillium angulare
Lineage: Eukaryota; Fungi; Ascomycota; Eurotiomycetes; Eurotiales; Aspergillaceae
Product: serine--tRNA ligase SES1
Exons: 7
Coding region: 1-1413 (470 amino acids)
Biological process (GO): seryl-tRNA aminoacylation
Cellular component (GO): cytosol
Molecular function (GO): serine-tRNA ligase activity; ATP binding; tRNA binding
Source: RefSeq, a predicted model, not a curated record